GCGGAAGAAGAAUCAGCCCCGGAGAAGGAAGCAGAAAACCCAAAAUGAAAGCGCCCCCCCCUCCAGCUCUCUUCACACUUGUUGAAUAACGUUUAUCUCCAGCCCUGCGGCGGGUUUUGGACAUUUCUCCACCCGGGUUCUGGCGUCUGUCUCCCGGGUGUGGACGGGCAGGUUUGAGGCUGCAUGGCUGAGCAGCGCUUUGACUGACAAUAACAUCCAUUUCAAACACUUCACACUGCCGCACACACACACACACACACACACUCAGCAUCCACCUCUACUGGAUCGAUAUUUCAUUUUUAUUUAUUCAGCUGCCCAAGCGGGAGCUCCGGGAAUCACAGCGAGCACGGCGCACUGUCCUCGGUGCAGCGCCGCUGGGUGGCACCGCUGUCUCCGGGCGGAGGGACUCUGAUCACGGCGUGGUGGACGGAUCUCUCCACCGUGAGAAGACGACGUCGAAGAGACUUGAAAACAGAGCACUGCCGCCUCCCUGGAUCACCCACACCAUUUUUAAUUAGGGGGAUACUCGAUUAAUAUUUCAGCAGUUAGGUAGGCUGUUUUCUACUCUGUGGGCGGGAGGCUCUGGGAGGCACGCCGACCUCAGCGCCCUCUCCGCCGGGCAGCACCGCUGGGUGGUACCGCUGGGUCCAGCCGGUGAGAUGAGUCUCCACCGGGGGUUAGCAAACUAAUCUCGUUUGGAUCACAAAGUCGUGACCUGGUUGCCUUACUUUGUAUUUCUGGACCUGGAUAAUUAGCUUCUGAGGCAGCGGGGGAAGCUGCAGGACUCACACCGAGCACGGCGCCCUGUCGCCGGGCUGCACCGCCGCGUCCGGCCCGGUGGGAUGCCUCGCCACUGGGAGAGGAUUAUUUUCUAGAGCUCCAGGCUUUUUUCUCCACCUCACCAGUCACACUCCGUGCUGUCACGCUCCUGUCAGUGAGUUUGUGUGUAGGUAGGAGGACAUGGCGGACUCCGGCCGGGCCAGACCGGCGGACCCUGACGCCGCGGACGGCCGGACAGCGAGUCCUCUGACCGGUAAGAAGAGGACGCAGCAGUCGCCUGGUCCCCGGCCCAAGUACCAGAGCUCUGCACCGGGCCACUGCCUCAGGAAAGUCACCCUGACCAAACCCACCUUCUGCCACGGCUGCAGCGACUUCAUCUGGGGGCUCAUCGGCUUCCUCUGUGAAGUGUGUAACUUCAUGUGUCACGAGAAAUGUCUGAAGACGCUGCGCUCAGCUUGUUCCUGCAUGACUCCGUCUCUGGUGCGGGUCCCGGUGGCUCACUGCUUCGGUCCGGCGGGUCAGAAGAAACGUUUCUGCUGCGUCUGCAGGAAACAAACAGAGGGAAGCACGGCGCUAAGAUGUGAAGUGUGUGAGCUGCACGUCCACGCUGACUGUGCCAUCUUCAGCUGUGCAGACUGUCGCAGUUCUCACCUGGAUGGGACUCUGCAGCAGGAUACGUUCCACCACCACUGGAGGGAGGGGAACCUGGCAUCAGCGGCGAGGUGUGAGGUGUGUCGACGUUCCUGCGGUUCGUCUGACGUCCUGUCAGGGAUGCGGUGUGAGUGGUGCGGCAUCACGAGCCACGGGGCGUGUUACCUCAGCGUGCCACCAGAGUGCACUCUGGGACGUCUGCGCUGCAUGCUGCUGCAUCCGGCCUGCGUCCGCCUCGACUCCAGAAACUUCAGCAAGAUGCAUUGCUACUGCAUCACCGAGAGCUGCAACCAUGACCUGGAUAACUGUGAUGAUGUUGAUCCGUCUGCUGCUGCGUCCAAAGAAGGUCAGCCGGCUGCUGCAGAGUCGGGGAAGCAGUUUCUGAAGGUGUUUGACGGUGAUGAUGCGGCCAAGCGAGGUUUCUUCCGAUUGGUUUCCAUGAUUCGAGCCACAAGGAAUGAGGAAGUGGUGGAGGCGGCGCUGCGGGCCUUUUACCUCCCAGAUGACCCUCAGGACUACGAGCUGCAGGAGGUCGGUGGCUUGCAGCGUCUCCAUAGCGACGACAUCCUGAACCGUAACGGCGGUCCGGACAACCGAGGUUCUCUGAAGGACGGAGGUGACUCCUGGCUGCUGAGGGCCAAACCCCGAGACACUGAGGUCAUCAAGGUGUACGCAAGCUGGCCCAGGUCGGAUGCUGCUUUCAUCUCCGUCUCCGUCUCUAAAAACAGCACAGCGGAGUCAGUCCUCACCGAGGUCCUCAGUCAGCUCGACAGACAGGAGGAAGAUGUGUCCAGUUUCAGCCUGUUGGAGGUCUGCAUGAGCAGCAAGCAAGUUCAGAGACAGACGCUGACGCCUCAGGAGAAGAUUCAGGACAAGCUGCAGGAGAUCAGGAAGGUGUCUCUGCGUCAGAUGAACCAGACUCGGUUCUACGUGGUGGAGAGCAGGAACCGAGCGGUGCAGGUCAACCUGCUGAUUGGAGGACUGCCCGCCCUGCUGAACAAAGAGGAGUACGCCAAGCUGAUCCAGGAACACCUGACCAUCAAAAGUCAUCUGGUCACCAUCAGCCACAUCUAUGCCAGUCAAGGUGCAGUGGCUUUGCAGAUCUCGUGUUUCUCUGAAGCAGAGAGGAUCUACAUGUUGGCUAAAGACACGACUGUCAGCAACAAGACGCUCACUUCACUCGUUAUCCCAGAGAUCUUGCACAAUCAGCUGGGAGAAGAUGUCUGUCCCCUGCUGGUGUUUGUCAACCCAAAGAGCGGCGGCCUGAAAGGCAGAGAGCUCCUCUACAGCUUCAGGAAACUUCUGAACCCUCAUCAGGUCUUUGACAUUUCCAAUGGAGGACCGCUGGCAGGCCUCCACACAUUCCGGGAGGUUCCCAGCUUUCGGGUGCUGGUCUGUGGGGGUGAUGGGACAGUGGGCUGGGUGCUGGGAGUACUGGAAGCUGUGCGGCACAAACUGGUGUGUCGAGAGCCGCCCAUCGGCAUCGUACCGCUGGGAACAGGUAACGACUUGGCCCGUGUCCUGAGGUGGGGACCAGGUUACAGCGGCGAGGACCCCCACCACAUCCUGGUCUCUGUGGAUGAGGCCGACGAGGUUCUAAUGGACCGGUGGACCAUCCUGCUGGAUGCACAGGACAUUUCUGAGGACGGAAAGGACAACGGCUUCCUGGAGCCACCCAAGAUUGUGCAGAUGAACAACUACUUUGGCCUCGGCAUCGACGCAGAGCUCAGCCUCGACUUCCACCAGGCCCGAGAGGACGAACCUGAUAAAUUCACCAGCAGGUUCCAUAACAAAGGUGUGUACGUGAAGGUCGGCCUGCAGAAGAUCAGUUACACCAGGAGUCUCCACAAAGAGCUGCAGCUUCAGGUCGACACUCAGAACGUCCCGUUACCAAACAUAGAGGGGCUCAUCUUCCUCAACAUACCCAGUUGGGGUUCUGGUGCUGACCUCUGGGGGUCAGAGGUCGAUGGUCGCCAUGAGAAACCAAGCAUUGAUGACGGCCUGCUUGAGGUGGUCGGGGUCACCGGGGUCGUUCACAUGGGCCAGGUGCAGAGCGGUAUGCGCUCAGGGAUUCGUAUCGCUCAAGGGAACUACAUCCGGCUGACGGUGAGCAAACCCAUACCUGUCCAGGUGGACGGAGAACCGUGGAUCCAACCGCCCGGACACAUCAUCAUCUCUGCUGCUGGACCAAAGGUUCGGAUGCUGAGGAAGUCGAAGCAGAAGCAGAAGAAGUCUGGUUCAAAGGACGGACGUUCUGAGAGUCCGUCCUCCAGAGAUGGAGGACACUGACCAACCUGCCUGAAAAUCAGUGUCGUGGAUUUUACCUACUUCCUGCUGCACCUGGGAGGCCAUUUUGGUGCCAACUGUAAUUUCACUCAUGUAGCUGUGUAGCGAUGCUGACGGGCUGCAGGUCGACUUGAUUGAAGGAGGUUUAACGUUUACACACGUUGGGAUGAAGAACUGGAUCGCCUCAAGUUUGGUACAGUUGGGAUCACAUUUCCAUCCUGCUGACUGAACACUUAUCACUUACAGAUGGUUAAUAUUCAGAAACUAAAUUGACUUUUGUACCUAAAGCGUAACAAUAACAUGUAAUUCAUAGAUUAAAAUUAUUCUGCAUAGAUUAAGAAAGAGUUGACAAUUUCUCAGUAUGAAUAAGCUUCAGCAUUGAACAAAAAAGUUAUAGUAUUUAACAGAAGUGAGUUUCUGUCCAGAUGUGACUGUAUAUGUACAGUAGGUAGCAGUAGACUCAGUUUCAGUUGAUUUAUUGUAGUAACUUUAGUUGUAAAAAGUAAUGUGCAGCUAUAGAGUGAUUAUGACCUCAGUGUUGGUCAUAUUGUCAUUUGAGAAUAUGAAAAAACUGAAGUACUGAAGCACUCCUGAAGAGACCGACAGGCAGUUUCUUUGAGAAGCUGUAACCUCAUUACAUUAAUCUUAACCAUAGAGCUCCUGGGAGGCUGAGCUGGCUCUCUUCUUCUUCUUCUUCUUCUCUUGUGUAGAAUUCUUUGGUAAUGGUGGUUUUAGACAGCAUUCAUGUUGCAGUGAAGCUCCUCAAAGCUAAUGAGCGCACAGAAUCAGACAAGAAAUCUCUAAAACCACCGUGCAGAGUCAGUGUGUAACCGGAACAAGAAUCAAGGAACUGAUGAAAAAACUAAGAUAAAUAAGUAAGAUCAGACUGAGCUGUGGCAACAAGUUUUAAACUCAAGAUAAAGUGGUAAAGCCUGAAGCACAAUUUGUAUUUUAGCAAAUGGGAAAUGUGAAGCUUUUACUUGUACACCAACUGUAAAUAUUUGAUUGGACGUAUGUGUCCAUGUUUCACGAGGUUUGUUUUGCCACAAAUAAUCAUUUUGUUAUAAUAUUUAGCACAAGACAUCGAUCUUGUGCAUAUUAGAUAAUAACGUGUGAACAAAGGAUUAAAAAAAUAUCUUUUGUGAUUUUGGAGACUUCAUAGAAACCUAUAAAAACAUGUGACAUUAUCGGAUUUACACAAAAUCUGGCAGUUGCAUAUCUGUAUCUGCUUAAGUUAAUCACUUCAAAUACUUGCACUCGUAUGAAAAAAAUUGUCAGUCCUAGAUCAUGUAUUUUGCGAAAAGUUAGAAAAAGUAGCCUAUAAAACAAGAGACGCUGCCGUAAAUAGUAGCACAUAAUAAUCAAAAAAAGUUAGCAUUGGGCUAAGUGCUCAUAUGACCAAGUUUGCAACCUUAACAAUUUUGUUUUGAUUAGCUUAGCACAAAACAACAAUUAGUGCACAAAGUUACAACAAAUUAAUUACAUUAAUUACUUAUCAAUUAAUUACAACAAAUAAAAAUCAGAAUUUUACAGGUUGUUCCGAAACAUAAGCCUGCCAAGAAAUCUGUACGUUAAUUUGUAUCUUUACGUUAGUUGGCUGCUAAGUUACAUAAUUGACUUAUCUGUUUGUCCAACUUUCAUAUUAAGAUUGCAAAACAUCAGCUGGAAUGCUACAGAUGUUGUUCUUGCUACGAUAGAAACUGUGCUGCAGGUUUACACUUGAUUUUCAGUUUAACGUUUUCAGCUGUGAAGUCUGACUGACUUUUCCUUCUUUGUCUUCUCCGAUAGCAGUUAGCUUGGUCUUCUCCGAUAGCAGUUAGCUUGUUGAGUCUAAAGUGCAUUUUAUUAAACUGAGUUUAUCUGAGUUUUCGAGCGGCAAACCCAAAAUUUAAAAGAGACAAAUGUUUGCUAUUUUUGUAACGGACAACACAGUUGUUCGUAAAUUCCCUCUUGCCCCCAAAGCCAACAGAAGAGAUCACAUUAGAAAAUGAGCCAUUGUAAUCAAAGGCUGCACCAGUUACUACUAGCUAAAUUACAGUGCCAUAUCUAGCUUGCAAGCUGGUUAGCAAAGCUAGCUACUUUGCUAGUAUGCCAAAACAAAACUUAAUUUAAGUAAAAUAGCUGUAGCUGCGGAUAGCACUCAAAACUGAAAGCUAGAAAACUAGCUCAGUGUUAGCUUAGCAAGCUGGUUGCUAAGAUAGCUUUCUAAAACAAAAUAAAAAACAAAUAUCAAUUAAUUUCAGGAAGAACAAAAAUGUAAAAAAUGGUAUAAAUUUAGUAAAAUUGGGGGACAAAAUGUGGCACUGCAAUUAAAGAUAGCACCAGACAUUAGCUAGUAAACUAGCUACAUUGCUAGCUAAACUAAACUAGAAACAUCAUUAGGUUGGCAGGCUAGUUAGCAAACUAGUUUGCCAAAACUUAAUUUGUGGAAUAAAUUGAGCUGGCAAGCUAGUUGCCAAGCUAGCUUGCCAAAACAAUAUUAAAACAAAACUCAGUUAAACGUAACAAUGAAAAUGUAAAUCAAGGGUAUGAAUUUAAUAAAACGUGGGAACAAAAUGUGGCACUGUUAAUGAUUGUGGCACUGAAAUUAUAGAUCAGACAUGAGCUAGAAAAUUAGCUACAUUAGCCUACUAGCUAAUCUAACCAGAAAUGUUAGCAAGCUACUGUAUUAGCAAGCUUGCUAGAUAGCAAGUUAGAUUGCCAAAACUGAAAUUUGUAGAUUAAAUUGAGGGUUUAAAUAAACUUUCCUUCAAUUACUAAAAUGGGGGAACACAGUGAAGCUACGGAUAUCACUAGAAACUGAAAGCUAGAAAACUAGCUUAGUAUUAGCUUGGCGAGCUGGUUGCCAAGCCAGCUCGCCAAAACAAUGUUAAAACAAAAUUCAAUCAAACAAAAAAUAAAUAGGUAAAUCAAGGGUAUAAAUUAAUAAAAUGCCGAAACAAAAUGUGGCACUGUGAAUGACUGUGGCACUGGGAUUAUAGAUAUCACACAUGAGCUAGAAAAUGAGCUACAUUAGUCAACAGCUAAUCUAAACCAGAAAUAUUAGUGAAUAAAAAAAAAUAUUGGCUAAUUAGCUACUAGCAAGCUAGCUAAUUACUUAUAUGAAGGCAUAAAAUUAAAUUUAUCACAUUAUUAGUUAUUUGAAGCAAUGCGUUGCAAUUUGAGGGUAAAAUUGCUCAAUUUAGGAGACAAUUUGUUGAAAAAAUUCAGUGUAUAACCAAAUGUCUCAGUAUAUACAGUAACUUUGAACUGUCAAAAUGAUCAUUUCCUCCAGAGUGUGACUGUAAAAUAAUCAUAAUAUUCCUGUAAUAAUAGCCAUUUGUACAAUAUCCGAUCUGCUAUUCUAAAAUGUUAACCUAAAUUAUUUUCUACAAGUUAUUAUUAGGUUUCUAACAUCAAUGCUGUUAUUGCUCAAAGGUAUAAAAGUGCAGAUGCAUGAGUUUAUUUUGCUGCCACCAGGAAACUUUGCGAACAUGAGCUUCAGCUGCCAGUUUGAACGCAAACGCCUCUUGACAGAAAGACGGAGGAGAAUUUAGUUAAAGAGGAACUUCGUCCACAUUCCCGGAGAUGCAGAACGUUAAGACUCUGGGCUAGAUCUUAUGCUGAACGUCUCAGCUCUUCAUGUAGCCACAACAGUAUUUGAUCACUGUACUCUGGUUAUAAUAUUUAGGUUUUUUUUUUUUUUAUUACAAGAUCUAUUAUUUUUGACGUCUUUGGUGCUAGAAUAAUAUCUCAUAGUUCUGUGUUUCAAGAUUCAAGGAUCUUGGUUUUAUUCAAAGCCUCAAACCAAACCCAAGUAGACGGAUGCUCAUAGUUAAUGAAUUUAUUUAAUGAAUUUAAUAAAUACAGAUUACAGUGAGGGUUUCUGGCCUUGAAUAAAGGAUGAUCUGAUACAUCA
Molecule: messenger RNA, 7615 nt
Organism: Epinephelus lanceolatus (giant grouper)
Lineage: Eukaryota; Metazoa; Chordata; Actinopteri; Perciformes; Serranidae
Gene: dgkq
Product: diacylglycerol kinase theta
Biological process (GO): phospholipase C-activating G protein-coupled receptor signaling pathway
Cellular component (GO): membrane
Molecular function (GO): ATP-dependent diacylglycerol kinase activity
Source: RefSeq, a predicted model, not a curated record